Molecule: messenger RNA, 1179 nt
Organism: Saccoglossus kowalevskii
Lineage: Eukaryota; Metazoa; Hemichordata; Enteropneusta; Harrimaniidae
Product: glycine receptor subunit alpha-3-like
Biological process (GO): monoatomic ion transmembrane transport
Cellular component (GO): membrane
Molecular function (GO): GABA-A receptor activity; extracellular ligand-gated monoatomic ion channel activity
Source: RefSeq, a predicted model, not a curated record
AUGCCAUUAUUCUAUGGUGUCUUGUCUUCAUGUUAUUUCAGAGGCGAUCCCCUUAACGUGACGUGCAGCUUACAUGUGUCAAGUUUUGACUCAGUAGAAGCUGCCAGAAUGGAGUAUUCAGUCACUCUUUAUUUAAAGAUGAAAUGGCGAGAUCCCCGACUCUACCAUAACGGCUCAGACACAAUAAUAGUUCGGACACCGGAGUUUGUGAACAGGAUUUGGCGUCCGGAUGUGUAUUUUGAGAAUGGCAAAUCAGGAAACUUUCACGGCGUCACGAGCGACAACAGAGCCAUGAGUAUACUCUACACUGGAGAGAUACAAUACAACGUAAGAUUAAGUCUCACGCUAUCCUGUCAUAUGCAGCUGAGUGGCUUCCCCAUGGACCAGCAUACAUGCCCGAUGAUAUUGUUAAGCUACGCCUAUGACGCACGCGAUAUCGUGUUACACUGGAGAAAGAAGCUUCCCGUUCAGUUGUUUCAACACAAUGAGUUAUCUCAGUUCACCUUAGUGGACUACCGUACUUUCGAUGAAAUUAUGACAAAGGAAGACAACGUUCAGUGGUCUGUUCUUGAAGCCAGAUUCUACCUCCGUCGACAGAUGGGAUACUAUGUACUCACAACCUACCUACCUAGCACACUGCUCGUUAUUCUAUCAUGGAUUUCAUUUUGGUUACAUUUGGAUUCCACAGCGGCACGUGUAGCACUAGGAAUCACAACUAUACUAACAGAAGCUACGCAAAUAUCAACAGCCAGGCAAGGUUUGCCGGAAGUGUCAUACGCCACGGCAAUUGAUGUGUGGCUGGCAACCUGUAUGUUCUUUGUCUUUGUUGCAAUGUUGGAGUUUGCCACUGUACAUUAUAUACACGUCAACGGAAAACGCAUUGUUGUACGAAAGAGACACGAGCAAAUGGAAUCUAGCACAGGUACUGAAAAUGCAACAAAAAGACAAAAGGCAGAGUUCAAAUUACAUGUUGAUUUCGAGAAUCCCAAGAAUAACGACGACACCCGAGACGUCAAAAAAACGAUGUUCAAAAUCGGUUCUAGGAUAACAGCAAAGAAAAUCGAUCAGAUAUCACGUGUGCUAUUUCCGAUACUAUUCACGCUGUUCAAUAUUAUAUAUUGGUCUAUUUAUUUAGAGCGUAAACCACCAGCGAUGUUGUCUCCAGUCACAGAAUAUUAG